Molecule: messenger RNA, 150 nt
Organism: Diversispora eburnea
Lineage: Eukaryota; Fungi; Glomeromycota; Glomeromycetes; Diversisporales; Diversisporaceae
Source: the annotation of a GenBank genome assembly
AUGAGGAAUGCUACAAUACCAGAUGAAGCCAUUACUAAUAUUACUGAAGAGGUUGAACGAAUUUUGGCAAGCAAGCAAGAAUCAAAAAUUUUUAAUUUAUCUACAGGACCAUCAACAAAAAUUAUGGCUAGUUUAUUAUUUUCGAUAUAG